Messenger RNA from Verticillium nonalfalfae, 657 nucleotides. RefSeq lists its product as uncharacterized. The coding region runs from base 1 to 657 and encodes 218 amino acids. The record is from RefSeq and is a predicted model, not a curated record. Lineage: Eukaryota; Fungi; Ascomycota; Sordariomycetes; Glomerellales; Plectosphaerellaceae. The transcript is spliced from 4 exons.
AUGUCUUCACUCAAGCCUAUCACGCUCUAUGGACAUGCCGGACCCAAUCCGUGGAAGGUCGUCAUGAUCCUGGAGGAACUGGGCGUCCCCUACGAGACGGAAAACGUCGACUUCUCCGCCGUCAAGCAGGAGCCCUAUACCCUCCUUAACCCGAACGGCCGUGUGCCCACCAUUGUCGACCCCAACACAAACAUUACGCUCUGGGAGUCUGGUGCCGUCAUCGAGUACCUCGUCGAAACGUACGACAAUGAGGAAAGGCUCAGCAUCUCGAGCUUCCCCGAGAAGCACCACCUUCGCCAGUUCCUCCACUUCCAGGGCACGGGCCAGGGUCCCUACUUUGGCCAAGCUGUCUGGUUCGCCAAGUACCAUCCCGAGGACCUUCCCUCGGCCAAGGAGCGGUACGUCGAGCAGACGGUGCGCGUUCUCUCGGUGCUCGACAAGCUACUGGAGGGAAAGGAGUAUCUCGUCGGCGACAAGUGCACGUACGCCGACAUUGCCUUUGUCAACUGGAACGCCGCGGCCGAGAACGUGAUUCUCAAGCCAGAUUGGGAUGAGAAGGUGGAGAAGAAGUAUCCCAACUUUGUGGCAUGGCACCGGCGGGUUACGGAGAGGCCGAUCAUCAAGGACGUUCUGCAGAGGCAAGCAGCCGGUCGCUGA